GUGUGUCACUUCCCAUCAUGCCGUGCGGGUGGUGACGUGUCGGGUUGUGCGCAUGCGCCUCAUCCGGGAUCCUGCCCGGUGUCUCGACGUGGCACAAGAUAAGACGGGACAAGUCCAAGAUUUCGCCCUUAAGAACCCGAACAGCUUUCGACAGGUAUAGAGGAGUCCAGCAAUACCCACCACAGAGACAGCCGUGUUCACCAUGAAUCCACAGGCAGGCUACAACCAACCCUACCAGGGGGGGUACCAGAACUACGGGGGGUCGCCCCCUCCAGCCGGACAGAACAGGGGGUACGGGGGCCCCGUACCGGGACAACCCCCUCAGCAGAAUGCCUACAUGAAUGGACCCCCUUCUCUGGGCCCCCCUGGGCCCAAGCCUUCGCAAGGGGGUUAUGGAGCACCCCCCUCCCAGAAGGGACCGGCAGGGGGGUAUGCACAGGGGGGUGGUGACAUGCAGAAUGGGUUUUCACACAGCGGACAGACAUACGGAGCACCGCCACAACAGCAACAGUACGGCAGAGGCCCUCCCCCACCUGGCCAGCAGCAGUACCAGCAGGGACCACCAGGGCCUCCCAUGUCCAGUGUCCAGUCUGGCCCGCAGGGGCCUCCCAUGUCAGGGAUACAGACUGGCCCGCCAAUGUCCAGUGUCCAGUCCGGCCGACCGGGGCCACCACCCAUGUCCAGUGGUCAAACACAGAUGGUGAACCAGAUGCAGACCAUGAGUCUGUCCCAGCAGAGACCAGGUCCUCCUGGUGCAACCAUGGGUGCCCCCCCUCCCAGCAGCAUGCCCCCUUCAUCCUACGGACAACCACAAGGUCCCCCCGGAAGCUCUGCACCCCCCUCUAGUAUGUCCAUGGGACCCCCCUCCAGCAUGUCCAUGGGACCCCCCCAGAUGGGCCCCCCUGGACCGAUGUACAGCUCAGCUGGGUACGCCCCACCCAGCUCCCAGCAAGGCAUUGUGGGAAUGCAGAAAUCAACAGAAUCCAAACCUAAACCUAACUACACAGGAGCCCCAGGGGGGUACCAGGGACAGUACGGCCCCCCUCCCUCCAGCCCGGGGGGCUUCGGACAGCCCCCACCCCCCGGUCCCGGUGGUAUGGGCGGUUACCAGGGACAACCGGUGGCACAGCCUCCCCAGCAGCGUCGUCUGGACCCAGACCAGAUCCCCAGUCCGGCCAAGCUGGACCCAGACUUAAUCCCUAGCCGUAUCCAGGUGAUCGAGGAUGACCGGACCAGCCGCGGGGGUCAGCAGUUCGCUACCAACACCAGAGGACUCAUGCCUCCCCUGGUCACUACAGACUUCCUAACCAUCGACCAAGGGAACUGCAACCCGGCGUUCAUGCGAGCGAGCAUGUAUAACAUCCCCUGUACAGCAGACAUGUAUAAACAGUGUAACGUCCCCAUGUCACUCGUCAUCAAGCCCUUCGCAGAGCUCAGCACAGCUCUGUGUAGUUGACCACGGUGCGGCCGGCCCUGUGAGGUGUAACCGGUGUAAGGCCUACAUGUGCCCCUUUAUGCAGUUUGUGGAAGGCGGUCGCAGGUUCAUGUGCAGUUUCUGUAGCUGUGUCACAGAUGUGCCCGACACGUAUUUCGCCCACCUGGACCACACGGGGCGGAGGAUAGACGUGUACCAGAGGCCGGAGCUCGCCUGUGGGUCGUACGAGUUCGUCGCCACGCUAGAUUACUGCAAACAGCGGGCCGUGCCUGCGCAGUCCGCACCUCAGGCAGCAGAGGGCGCUGCAGAGAGUGACGUCAAUAACCAGCCCCCGAGCCCGCCUGCGUUUAUCUUCAUGAUCGAAGCGUCGUACAACAGCGUGAAGAACGGGAUGUUGCCGCUACUCGCCAAACACCUGAAGGGGCUGCUCGACACCUUACCGAGGGAAGCUGGUCAGGAGGAAUCUUCCAUCAGAGUGGGUUUUGUGACCUUCAACAAAGUGCUGCACUUCUACAAUGUCAAGGGCACCCUGGCGCAGCCCCAGAUGUUGGUAGUUUCCGAUGUCGCCGACGUUUUCCUGCCGCUGUUGGACGGAUUCCUGGUCACGGUACAGGAGGCAAGGGCAGUCAUAGAUAGUUUGUUGGAACAGAUUCCGCAGAUGUUCUCGGACACGAGGGAGACGGAGAUCUGCCUGGGACCGGUGGUGCAGGCGGGGCUCGAGGCGCUCAAGGCUGCGGACUGUGCGGGGAAGCUGUUUGUGUUCCAGACGUCGCUGCCGCUGGCAGAGGCUCCUGGGAAACUGAAGAACCGGGACGACAGGAAACUGCUGGGGACAGACAAGGAGAAGACCCUGUUCCAGCCCCAGACCAGUUUUUACCAGACCCUGGGGAAGGAGUGCGUGGCUCAAGGCUGCUGUGUAGACAUCUUCCUCUUCCCUAACCAGUACGUGGACGUGGCCACCGUGUCGGAGGUCUGCAAGCUCACCGGCGGGCAGCUCUACAAGUACAACUUCUUCACGCUGGAACAAACCACUCAACACCAUAACCCCAUGGAGGCGGUGAAUGAUGGGGAGCGGUUUAUCCAGGACCUGACGCAGGACAUCCAGCGACCAAUCGUGUUUGACGCCAUCAUGAGAGUCCGGACUAGCACAGGGUUCCGACCAGUGGACUUUCUGGGGAAUUUCUACAUGUCCAACACGACAGACGUGGAGCUGGCAGCCAUGGACUGUGACAAGGCCGUCGCUGUCGACUUCAAACAUGACGACAAGCUGAGCGAAGAGCUGGGAGCAUACAUUCAGUGUGCAGUUCUGUACACCAGUGUGAGUGGACAGAGGCGGCUGAGAGUGCACAACCUGUCGCUGAACUGCUGCAGCACCAUGGCUGACCUCUACAAGAGCUGUGAGAUGGACGCCAUCAUGAACAUCCUCUCCAAACAAGCGGUGCGAUCCGUGGUGAACUCCACGCCCAAAGCCAUCCGUGAGCAGCUGAUGGCCCAGUGUGCCAACAUCCUGGCUACCUACAGGAAAAACUGUGCAAGCCCCUCAUCAGCAGGACAGUUGAUCCUUCCCGAGUGCAUGAAGCUCCUCCCACUCUACGUUAACUGUGUGCUGAAGAGCGACGCGCUGCAGGGCGGGGCCGAGACGUCGACAGACGACCGCGCCUGGCUCAUGCACCUGCUCAACUCCAUGGACAUCAACUCUUCAGGGGCCUUCUUCUACCCAAGGUUACUCCCCCUGCACAACCUGAGUCCAGACAAGGACGACGUUCCCACGGCGAUCAGGUGUUCCAUCGAGCGUCUGAAGGACAACGGUGUGUACCUGCUGGAGAACGGAGUCUCCAUGUUCAUGUGGAUCGGCAUGAACGUCGACCCGGAGUGGAUACAGAGCGUCUUCGGCGUGCAGUCCGUCGCGCAGAUAGACAUCGACUCCCCCACCUUACUGGACAAAGAAGGCACCCUGCUCAGCCUGGACAACCCGCUGUCGGCCCGCGUGCGCAACCUGGUGCAGCAAAUACGCAGCCAGAGGAGCAGGUUUAUGAAGCUAACGAUCGUGAGACAGCGGGACAAGUUGGAGCCGUGGUUCCAGCACUUCCUGGUGGAGGACAAGGGUCUGUAUGGGGGGGCAUCGUACGUGGACUUCCUCUGCCACAUGCACAAGGAGAUCAGAAACCUCCUGAGCUGAGGCCGGACACGACACAGGGAACAGGGACGGGAACUCGAGACAUUGUGUACAUUUAUUCUUAAAGUCACCGAGACUACGUCUGGCCAGGUCAGCUUGAAGAAGGGCAAAACGGACCUUUUGUUUUUUAAAUGAUCUUAAUUACUUUUUUCCAACAACAAUGUAAUAAACAAGGCUUGUGUACAAAGUAGCAAUAUAAAAAACAUGAAAACAAGUCACAGAAAUUUGACAUGAUGGAAAUUGUUAUGAAAUUUUGCAGUAGGUUUGGAAUUAUCCUAUUGAUUCUCAAGUUGCGGCAAGUUGUAUUGCCUCCCUUCUUACCUUCCCUGGAAGGAGCAAAAACUCACAGUCUUAAAAAAGUGUGAUCGCACCAGAUUGAAAUGUUCAUUCCGCUGAAGUCCUGACUAAAUUGUGUCUUGAUGAUGUGUACUAGAUACAGCACACACUCCAGCAUUUAGACACAAUCCAGUUCAGUGCAAUGUA
Branchiostoma floridae (Florida lancelet) is the source of this 4094-nucleotide messenger RNA. Its product is annotated as protein transport protein Sec24C-like. Gene Ontology annotation, molecular function: zinc ion binding; SNARE binding. Gene Ontology annotation, biological process: intracellular protein transport; endoplasmic reticulum to Golgi vesicle-mediated transport; COPII-coated vesicle cargo loading. The record is from RefSeq and is a predicted model, not a curated record. Gene Ontology annotation, cellular component: COPII vesicle coat; endoplasmic reticulum exit site. NCBI's taxonomy places the organism in Eukaryota, Metazoa, Chordata, Leptocardii, Amphioxiformes, Branchiostomatidae.